UAUGUUUAAUGAGUUAAUAUAAUCAGUUGGUUUGGGUGUAAUAUCCAAUUUGUUUCAUUGGGGCAAUCAUCCGGUGGUAUUCAAUGGAAGACCAAAUAUUUCAAACUAUCGAUGAUUCAAUUAAGGGCGUGAGGAUUCGUGGUCGGAGGAUAUCGCUGAAAUUCAUUCACUGUUACAUGAGUUGAUUGAAAAUCUUAUAACGAGUAAGUCUACUCUGGUGGAAUUCCCACGAUUUAGUGGCGAGGAUCCAGAGUUAUGGAUUUCUCAGGCGAACACUACUUUGAAUUCUAUGGCACAUCGGAAAAUAACAAAUUAUUACGCGCAUCUAUUUACCUAGACGGUGAGGCAUUGGAGUGAUUCCGUUGGCUUCUCCAGAACAAGCAAUUGACGGAUUGGGAACACUUUGCUGCAAAUAUGCGAAUUCGUUUUCGUAAACAACAUCUCGCAUUACCAGAAGGUCGCAUGGCUACAAUCAAGGAAUAUUCUACAGAAAUUGAAGCACAGGUGUUCGACAAUAUGUCACAUGGUUGCUGUUGUUCCAAGGUGUUUGCUACAGAGAGAUCAGAUGUUAACGUCCUUACUCCUUACUGAUGCAAUGGAAUCUGAUUCAAAUAAUGGAAACUCAGAUAAUGUCCAGGUGUUUGAUGAAAGCUCUCACAAAGAUGAGGUAAGUGCUUCUCUUAUGCAAUCUACACAUGUUUCUGAAGAUCUAGUUUCGGCAAGUAUCGAUCCAAUUAAGGGAUCCUAAGCAACACGCGAAGGCGAGGUGUUUGAUGAUUUUUCUCAAGGAGCUGGGCAAACUUUUCAAGAGUUCUCACCUAUGGCAGAUGACUUUGAGAUUAUUUGUCCUGUUCUCAGCAAAGAGCGGGAGUCGGAGAGUGAAGAUUGUGGAAAUACCCAUCUCAUUAUCCCUGCCUAUAGACUUCGUUUUAUCAUUGGCAAUGGGGAAGGUAGCAUAGUUACAUAUGAAGAUGACAAGCACUCUAGAACUGAUGUGAGUCAGGCGUUUGAUAAUUUUUCGUACCAUGCCGGUCAAGCUUUGGUUGAUAAUGAAGUGGUCGAAUCACCCGAGGAUAGGAAUGGCCUCUUGAUUUUGGAGGAAAUCAGAUUGAUUCAUGAGCAUAUAUCUAUAUACCUUCCAUUUGAUCCCGGACAAGUGUUAUAUGCACCUUCUGAUGGUACUGUGUGAUGGAGGGAAGUUGUUUGAUGGAACCAUCACCCGAGGAUGUUCGUUAGAGAAAGAUCCUGCUGAUAGUUUUAGACAGCUUCCAAAUGUAGUCCACAAUGGCCAUUUCAUGGUUGUUAUGCAUAAGGAGCUUAAGCUAGAGAGUUCCCUGUUGGUUAGCAAGGAUGAAUAUGCAAUGCAAGAAACUAAUUUUGGAUUUCAUAUCUUCAUCGAUGGAGUAAAUGACUUUCUCCUUAGUCCAUGGCCAUCUAUAACAAAUAAUGCAACGGCCCUAGUUCCAACAAUGCUUCCAGAGGAUACGAAACAGAGAAGUAUUUCAGAAAAAGUUAUUGAACAACCAUGGCUUCAAUGGGAGGAAGCAUCAGACAAGCCAAUAGACCAUGUAGUGUUGUCCAAACUGAAGCAGUUCAGGGUAAUAGGCAAUCUCAUAAAACCAGCAAUAAAGGUCAUUGCAGCAGAUUUUUCAGAAGAAGAAAUCAAGUAUCUAAAAUAUGUGUUCGUGAGCAUGGAUACAAACAAUAGUGGAACAAUCACUUAUGAAAGAAUAAAAUCUAGAUUGGCUCGGCUUGCUUCAAAACUUUCAGAAGCUAAAGUCCAGCAACUCAUGCAGGCUAGUGUUUUGAAGUUUGAGGACUCCUUUGAUUGGAUAACAUUGUUUUUACUCCAAGACCAAAUACGUGGUGCAACUUCACACUUAGCUAGAUUGAUCUCAUUGCGGCCAGAUGGUGAUGCUAAUUGUUGUACUGUUAUGCUUCUACUACCUAGAUGUCAGGCGGAACUAUGGGAAGAGAAAACCAACUAUCCUACUUUUGCUUUGCAUUUACUGUUUGCUGUUGACAAGGUCAAGCAGAUAUUGCUGCAUUUUCUGUUUUACUCGAACCUUGAGGACAAGAUUCUUUUUGAGGUUUGAGGUAUUGUUGUGAACCCGUGUGGCUCAGUAUGGGAUUAUGGGCCAGAAGUGUGCAACAAGAGACAUAAUAUCAGUAAUUAUUUGUUCAUAAAAAGAAAAAAGCAGCUGAAAGAUUGUUUUCCGAAAAUUACUAUCUAAACACAUAAAACAGAUUAUUUCUGUUGAAGAUUGAGACAGUUCGCUACUAUUAACAGAGAAUAGAUGAUUAC
Molecule: messenger RNA, 2305 nt
Organism: Nicotiana tabacum (common tobacco)
Lineage: Eukaryota; Viridiplantae; Streptophyta; Magnoliopsida; Solanales; Solanaceae
Product: calcium-dependent protein kinase 19-like
Molecular function (GO): calcium ion binding
Source: RefSeq, a predicted model, not a curated record